ACGCGCCUCCUGAUUCACCAACUCAUUCGGGUGUCAUCAUGGCCGACUCAAAUUCUUGCUCAGUGAAUCCAAUUUAUGCUGAGAUUAUUGUGGUGCGCCAUGGAGAAACCAAGUGGAAUGCUGAUGGAAGAAUUCAGGGACAUCUGGAUGUUGAGCUAAAUGAUGUUGGGAGACAGCAAGCAACUUUGGUGGCUAAUAGACUAGCCCAGUUGCCCAAAAUAUCUGCAAUAUAUUCUUCUGAUUUGAUGCGAGCUUCAGAGACGGCAGAGAUAAUUGCAGCUCGCUGUGGGCGCCUAGAGGUUAUUAAGGAUCCAGACUUGCGAGAGAGGCAUUUAGGAGAUCUUCAAGGCCUUCUAGCACGUGAAACAGCCAAAGUUAACCUCAAUGCUCAUAAAGCCAACAGGUCUCGCAGGACAGAUGUAGAUAUACCAGGUGGUGGAGAAAGCCUGGACAAACUCUACCACCGCUGCACAUCAGCAUUGCAGAGAAUUGGUAGGAAGCAUGCAGGAGAACGAGUUGUUGUGGUCACUCAUGGGGGUGUCAUUAAAGCACUUCACAAAAAGGCUUGCCCAAAAAUGAAAUUGGCAGGGAAGAUACUGAAUACAUCCAUAAACAUUUUUCUCCUAUCAGACGGUGAUGGGUGGAUCAUAAAAGCCUGGGGUGAUGUUAGUCAUCUUGAUGCAACAGGAUAAUAUGGACUCUAGCUUUGUUGAAUAAAUUAUCCGGUUCCUAAGGCUUUACAAUUACUUUUUUUUUUUUGUUUGGUCCAGAGAAUUGUCCCGUCUUUUUCAAUCCACUACCCACACUUAAAAAAUUAACAUUGAAAUU
Rubroshorea leprosula is the source of this 828-nucleotide messenger RNA. Lineage: Eukaryota; Viridiplantae; Streptophyta; Magnoliopsida; Malvales; Dipterocarpaceae. The record is from the annotation of a GenBank genome assembly.